Molecule: messenger RNA, 2942 nt
Organism: Ectocarpus siliculosus
Lineage: Eukaryota; Phaeophyceae; Ectocarpales; Ectocarpaceae
Source: the annotation of a GenBank genome assembly
AUGGGGGAGCCACGGACGUCGCUAUGGUCCCGACUGGUGGUGUUCUACUCCGUGAACAAGAGGGAUCAGCUCAACGCAAAGGUGAUGGCCGAGAUCGUGGCCAAGUACGGCUCGAAGGAGAAGGAGCUGUCCGCCCGCCUGCUCAAGAAGUACAGCCGGCCGCUCCCUCCGUCGGUCGCCUCGCAAGACCUGCGGCGAGUGUUGCUCGAGUUCGGCAUGGAAGACGAGGACCUUGCCAGAGGGAAACCGUCCGACCCUGACCGGAGGGCAUCGCCACUAUCGCCGACAGGAGCGAUGUCCACGGCGGCAGCUGGAGCGGGUACUGCAGGGACCGGGGUAGCGGGACGGGAGCCUACCGCCAGGGAUAACGAAAAGUUAGGGCGAGGGGAGGGGGCGGGGAGCUCGCCGAAAGGGGACGAGCUGAACUUCCGGUCCAAGUUUUUCGACCCGCUUCAGGCCCUACUGCACAAGACGCUCCGCCCGCCGUUUCCGAAAGAACCCGCCCUCGACAACCUCGCCAAGUUCUACCGCAUGCUGCCAAAACCUCACGCCAGCACCGGUCCGACUGCUACCGCCGGAGGUGCUACGGCAACAGAAGCAGGCGCUACCGCUGCUGUCGUCGGAGGUGCAGCAGAUUCCAGGAGCGGCGUUGAUUAUUUCGGUGCCGGUCCCCGAAGCGGCGGGGCCGGCGUAAUACCACCACCCAACGCAGCAGGCUCGCCCCGUGGUUCUCACCAGGCACGAGAGACGUGGCCCACUUCCGGCGGCGGGAGAGUUCGGUACAGUCCGCUGGUCAGAUCUGCUGCAGACAUGGAGAGGGCGGACAAGGACAUGGCCUCGCGGCGCCGGCUGGCCGAGGGGGCUCUCGCUGGGGAUGCGGAGGCCGACCCCGCCGACUUCGCCGAGGAACGAUUCAACCCGGUCAAGCGGAUUGUUCAGGAGUACGCCGGAUCCGGCCCGUACAGCCUGCUGUACCGCCUACACGAGGAGAACAGACGAGCCAGCGUCAUGAUACGGAGGGUGAACAGCAUCCGUGGCACCUGUACCGGGCUGAUAAGAGCGUUCGACAGGCACAUGAACCUGCUGCUGGUCGACGUGCGGGAGAACUACACCGCCUUCGUUCCCGCCCGCGGGCCGCGGCCGCCCCCCAAGCAGCCUUCGCCGAAGCCUGCGGAGGAGGAGGACCCGAUCGAUCGCGACGCAGCGGCAGCGUCCAAGGUCACUGGCUUCGAAGGUCUUGGCGGAGGUGGGUCGGGGGACGGGGGUUACGCGGGAGCCGGUGGGGUGGCGGGGUCGCGUGAUGCACGGGGCCCCGAGGGCCUCGGCAAGGUAACGGGCGGAGCUGGUGGUGCUGGAGCGGCCGACGACGAGAAGUUUGUCGGCAUUUCUCCAGCCGAUGGCUCCGAACAAAGAGCUGCAACGGCCUGGAGCGUGACAGGUACUGGUGGCUUCAAAGGUGGAAGAAUAAGAGGAGAGGUUGCCGGCGACGCCGGCGGGAGGAGCGAAAGAAUCGAUCCUAGAGAUCGAAGGAUGCCUGUAGCGGCAGUCGCGGCGGCAUCUGGAGCGGCGACCGAGGAGGCGUGUUCGGACGAGACGAGGGAGGGCGGGGCUCGAACGGCGACGAGAACGAAAUUGUUGCCCCAGGAAUGGGGAGUCACCCCCGAACGGGAGGAGAAGGACCCUACUAGAAGAACACCAGACGCCGAAGAGCAACGCCCCCGUCCUCCUCUUCCUCCUGCGGGGAGACAAGGGGGUGACGUCAACAGGGGGGAAGGCCGGGGGGGUGGGGCUACGGGCGAAAUACCCGCCGCGGAGGUGAGGAAGAAGAAGUCCACCAGACGAUCGCGUUCGAAAGGGCCUUGGACAGGCGAGCGGAAGCCGGUGGCGCGACGAAGAUACUUGAAGCAGCUCUUGAUUCGAGGGGAUAACGUGGUUAUGAUUUGGGAAGCCCCCAAAUCGUAAGAGCAUUGCCGUCACCACGUGUUUUUUUUUGGAGGGGCAAGGUUUAUCGCCACCGUGUUCAGAUGGUACGCGGUCUUAUUUUUCGCAACCCAGCCGAGUGUGAUUUUUUGUGGCAUACGGUAGGCACGAGCACAUCCAACGUAUGCGUAGCAACCCUUGCCGAGGUGAGUCGCUUCGCCACCUUCGCCGACUUCAAGAUGCUGCCCCCAACUGGGUUAUCCGACAUCGGUCGCUCAACGUGCAGUCCUCCAGAGUCUCAAGCCUGCAUUCCUCCCUUCUUCCUGACGGUCCCCCUCAUAACAUUUUCCCUCACACUACAACAACCACGACCCCAAGCCAAGAAAUGGUACUGGUGAACAAAACCGUUCUAUCGCCGCCUCAACCCCUGUCUUCCUUCAUCUCGCCAAAACCAUACUGCACGCGUUCGGGCGAAUACAGAGCGUGGUCGAACCCGCGUCCUAACCCAUCCGUCCAGUUCCGAACUGGUCAAGCCCAGCAACAAUCCACAAGGCGCUGUGCGCAACGGUUUCCUACCGUGCCUUGGUCUCAUCUUUCCUAUGACUCUCACUCCUGUGUCAUGACAGGUCAAUAAUCCUCAACAAAUUUGUCAAAAAACAAUCCUUCUCCCUGAUCCUUCCAAAACUAUCGGGCGUUCAAUAUUAGAAACAACCAAUUAAACGAAAUGUUGCCGCCGCCACCGCCGCUGCCGGAGGCGCAAGGUGUACCCGAAAUCGAGGGAACGGUUGGAAACAUGCCCUCUCCGUAUUCUCAUCCUCCUGGCAUACGCUGGAAACGGGGACAAAUAUGUCGACAAACUCCCGACCCAUCCCCUACCCCCUCUCUCCGAGAAAUAAGCAUUCCUUGGUGAGGUUUUCCAAGUCGGCAAAAAAGUACUCUUGCGCCGAUUCUCGCCGAGAAUGACCCCCUCAACAACACUGCCAGGGCUUAUUCACCAUCAGCCGCCAUGACAGCUGGUUCGA